Rhododendron vialii is the source of this 1925-nucleotide messenger RNA. Its product is annotated as acetolactate synthase small subunit 2, chloroplastic-like. Gene Ontology annotation, cellular component: cytosol. The coding region runs from base 291 to 1754 and encodes 487 amino acids. Gene Ontology annotation, molecular function: acetolactate synthase regulator activity; acetolactate synthase activity. Gene Ontology annotation, biological process: L-valine biosynthetic process. The record is from RefSeq and is a predicted model, not a curated record. Lineage: Eukaryota; Viridiplantae; Streptophyta; Magnoliopsida; Ericales; Ericaceae. The transcript has 12 exons.
CCAUGAAUCACAGAGAACAUGGGUCCAUUUGGCUAGGUUCAACAAAAUGCUUCUUUGUUCUUCCCCCCCUCUCUCCAAAAUCCGUCGAGAAAAAACUUGUCAGUAUUAAGGAAACUGCUAGCAAACAACUUAUACAGAUUCUCUCUCUCUCUCUCUCUCUCUCUCUCUCUCUCUCUCUCUCUCUCACACACACACACACACAUUACUUGUGUUGCUUUUGUACAACUUGGGACCAUCCAUCUACCUCUCACUCUCUCACUAUCUCUUUCUGAAGCAUUUGCAAGGCAGACAUGGCGGAAGCUCUGUCAGGGUCACUGGGAAUGAGAAUGGGACUGAAGGGACGAAAGAGUUCAGAUUUUGGAGGUGCAUUGUCGUCAUUUGGGUUUGGGUUUGGGUUGAUGAGACCUAAUAAGAUAAACCCACAAAAACGACUAGCAUUGGCCUCUGCCACCUCCGCUGGAAAUGAAAAUGCAGCAUUUUCCUCGGGCACUGACUCUGCUGCUGAUUCUCUCCUCUCUCACUCUAAGGUUAAACGUCAUACAAUCUCAGUGUUUGUCGGGGAUGAAAGUGGUAUAAUAAAUCGAAUUGCAGGGGUUUUUGCAAGAAGGGGUUUCAACAUUGAGUCUCUUGCUGUUGGAUUGAACAAGGACAAGGCUCUCUUUACUAUAGUUGUUUGUGGAACUGAGAAGGUUCUGCAACAAGUUAUAGAACAGCUCAACAAGCUUGUGAAUGUCCUGAAGGUGGAGGAUCUUUCAAGGGAACCACAAGUAGAGCGUGAACUAAUGCUUAUAAAGCUUAAUGCUGAUCCAAGCACACGAGCUGAGUUGAUGGGGUUGGUAGACAUCUUCAGAGCCAAAGUUGUGGAUGUUUCAGAUCAUUUGGUGACUGUUGAGGUCACUGGAGACCCCGGGAAGAUAGCUGCUGUGCAGAGAAAUUUUAGCAAGUUUGGAAUUAAGGAACUUGCUAGAACUGGAAAGAUUGCCUUGAAACGGGAAAAGAUGGGCGAGACAGCUCCUUUUUGGAGAUUCUUUGCUGCUUCUUAUCCGGAUCUUGAAGGGACAGUUCCUGGUGGUUCUCUUUUAAGGAAUCUUAGCAGCACGUCACACAAUGGAAACCCCCGUACAUCCUCAAGGGGUGAUGUUUAUCCUGUGGAGCUCGACAAAGAAAUCUCACCUAAUCGAGUUCUUGAUGCUCACUGGGGUGUUCUCUAUGACGAAGAUGCAAGUGGGCUUCAAUCCCACACUCUAUCCAUGCUUGUCAGUAACUCUUCCGGGGUUCUGAACAUGGUUACUGGUAUUAUAUCUCAAAGAGUUUCUAACAUUCAGAGUUUAGCUGUGGGUCCGGCAGAAGAGGAAGGGCUUUCACGGAUUACGACAGUUGUUCCUGGAACGGAUGAAUCUAUUGGAAAGUUGGUUCAGCAGUUUUACAAGUUGGUGGAUCUUUAUGAGGUUCAGGAUUUGACACACACGCCAUUUGCAGAGCGUGAGUUGAUGUUGCUUAAGGUUGCCGUGAAUGCUGCUGCUAGGAGGGAUGUUCUUGAUAUUAUCAGUAUCUUCCGAGGCAAAGCUGUUGAUAUAUCUGACCAUACUAUAACAGUAGAGCUCACAGGUGAUUUCAACAAGAUGCUUGCAUUGCAGAAAUUGCUGGAGCCCUAUGGCAUUUGUGAGGUGGCAAGAACUGGACGGGUGGCAUUGGUCCGAGAGUCUGGUGUAGAUUCAACAUACCUGCGGGGAUUUCCUCUUCCGUUACAGUGAUGACCAAGGGGUUUUAAGUUGUAAGGUUUGUUAUCUGUACCAGCUUCUUUAUCCUUUUUGUAAUGAGAUGUUGUAGUCCUAUAUUUAGAGUAAGUGGGGAUCGAUUUUCCCUUUGUCUUCUUAAGAAAUCUAUCGUAUAUAUAGAUGAAAACAAAGUACAAGUGCGGGCGA